Messenger RNA from Gryllus bimaculatus (two-spotted cricket), 553 nucleotides. NCBI's taxonomy places the organism in Eukaryota, Metazoa, Arthropoda, Insecta, Orthoptera, Gryllidae. The record is from the annotation of a GenBank genome assembly.
GCACGCGAUCGGAGAGGUGGACAGUCGGAUGGUCGAAUGGUUUGGGUGGUUGGUGUGGUUGGGUGGUGCGGUGGGCGGAGGUCUCGGCGCGAGACGCAGCGGCGCGUGGCGUGUUGCAGCAGGCCUUCCGGACGCGCAUGACUACCUCCACGCUCAACCUGCUCAGCGAGAUCCGGAGGCACCAAAGCGGACGCAGGUCCCUCGUUCUACUCCAGACCACUCGUCCACGCUCCCUCCUAUUUCUGAUCACCCGUCCACGCUCCCUCCUUCUACUUCUGAUCACCCGUCCACGCCCGUUCCUUUUACUACUGAUCACCCGAACAGCGCGGGCGCCGACCCGUGGGACGCUGCGGAGGCGGACGCCGAGGCCGAGGCUGCGGCCGGGGCCGCGGGCGCCGACGCCGACGACGAGGACGACGACCCCGUGGUGGAGCGGCAGUCCUCGCCCGCCCAGUGGCUGUCUCGUUGCGCGCGCCAGGAGCACCGCGACCUGAGCCUGCACCGCCACUCGGAGAGCCCGCUGCCGCUGGAGACCCGCUGCCUGCUCAGGUAG